AUGAUUAGAUACGUGGAACAGGGUCGGCCGGCUUGCCUAAAGGGUAUGGCAAUUCGUUCGGCUCCUGGAAGUGAUCCCCACCACAAAGCGUUGCUGGAUGUUCCGGAGAAUAGACAAAACGAUACCCCGCUGAUUCUGGCAGCUCAAUACCAGAAAGAGGCCAUAUUCCAACUGCUGCUGGAUACAGGAGCAGAUGUCAUUGCUCGCAAUGCGCUCGCUGAAAAUGUUCUGUUCUGGGCCACCAAGUGA
Penicillium brevicompactum is the source of this 249-nucleotide messenger RNA. RefSeq lists its product as uncharacterized. Gene Ontology annotation, molecular function: protein binding. The record is from RefSeq and is a predicted model, not a curated record. The transcript has a single exon. The coding region runs from base 1 to 249 and encodes 82 amino acids. Lineage: Eukaryota; Fungi; Ascomycota; Eurotiomycetes; Eurotiales; Aspergillaceae.